GAGCUGAGCUGACGCGAGGAAGCGAUGCCUUCAGCUGAGAUCCACAAUAAUAAAUAGCUCUCUCUGGCUCCCGAGUUUAGUACAGUUUAUGAACCUGGACUUGUCUGUUUCGGGAUUUUACUCUGCAGACGACACGGGCUUGAUUACUCUGUGCAGGGAACGGCUGCUCCGUUGUUGGAUUAAGCGACGACAUCGUAAACUCAUCGACCGAGAGAGGAUGAAGGCUACCAUGGUGAUUGUUUGCCUGCUGGGAAUUGCUUUUGCUAACCCUAUACACCAGGAAGAUGCUGUAGAAGGAAUCGUCCAAGAGGCAAACACAACCCAGAGCUCCUCAGCAGGGCUGUCUGCUGAACUUGAAUCUGCAGAACAUAAGGGCUCACAAGAAAAUACUUCAGAAAGUAAGACAUCAGAGGAAAGCAAUACUUCAGAAGACAAGACGUCUGAGUCCAGGGACACCACAGAUGAGGACAAGACUUCUGAAGAGAGUGAAAGCCAUUCUCGUGAAAAGAGUGAUUCUAACGAGGAUGGAGACACCAGAGAUGACAGCAGAAGCAGUGAGGAGAUCGUGAGAAAGAGCUGGGUCGGGGUGUUCAAGAUCAAUCUGAAGAGCGAGGAAGACAGCAGCAUGAGCAACAGCACCAGCCAGGAGGACUCAGAGGAGGCAGCCGACAUAGACACCAGCGACCCGACCAGCAGCACGGAGAGCCACCAGAGCGAGGGCUCCAGGGAGUGCGGGGAGAGUGACGCCAGCCCGGACUGCCAGCACUCUGACAGCGAACAGAGCCAGAGCCAGAGCCAGAGCCAGAGCCAGUCCGCUGAGUGCCUGGAGACGGACAGCAUGGACUGCAGCCGCAGCAGUGAAGAGCGCUCCUUCGAGGACGACCAAACCCACGACUCCGUCGGGGACAUGCUGGCGCUAGACGACGAGGAGAGGGAGCUUCACAUGUGGUGAUGCGUCCACACGCGGGACUCUGGGCUUCAAAGACGCCAACGCACUCUGGGAGACGGCUCAGGGCUCGGCGAAAACCUCCUAUUUAUUUAGGCCAGGACCACAGCAUCCACCCCUAAAUCCAGUAGCAGAUCCAGGCAGGGCAGGGCAUUCCGGCAGUAGUGUUUAUAGUAUUUCAGUGCUUAUGGUUUCCUUCUACUCCAAAUGGGUGUUUACUAUUGUGGGGAAUUAGUUUUAACCUUGAAAAUAUUUACCUCAGGUAUCUUAUUUCAUCUGUGAUGUUAAAAUAUGCUGUCAGUGUUAUUGCUAUGGGAAGCACCAUGAAUUGUGUACAUGAAUGAACCAGGCGUGAGCUGUAUGGACAUGCCAUACAGUGCUGGGAAGGAGAUACAUGGUUACAUUAACUUGCUCACAUUGUGUUAAUCACAUGUCAUAUUCAAUUAUUUAUUCUAAAUUAAUUUAAUUAACACAUUUCUUUUCAGAAAUGUGAAGGUUAAUUUACCUUUAAUUCGGCAUAUUCAGAAUGAGCACUGUGAUCUGUUUUUCAUCAAUCAAAAGAGGUUCAUUGUAAAUCAAAGACUGUUGUGGAGCACAGUGUAACAAACUCGCGCUCCUUACUGCCUUCCAGUUAAAAGUGUUUGUAAUUGUUAUGUUCAACAUUGGCAAAGGCCUUCCUGCUUUGGUGAGGAUACAGGAAAUGACAUCACCACCCAUGUAAGCACCACAAACUAUAAAAAUACACAUGGAUCGGAAAGAGUAGAUGGUAAGCAUUUUGCCUUAAAAAUAGAAACUAUUGUUUUGCACAAUUAUGUAUGUGGCGUGAUAUUAUUCAAAAUGCAUUAGGACAAAAUAAUAGCUUGAUCAAUGCUUUUAUGUGCAUUUAUACCAGAUGUGCAUCUGAAAUGUAAUUCAAACUGAAUUUGUGUCUGUGAGUAUUAUAACAUACCUUUAUAGUAUUUAUUUGCAGCUUUUUACAGUAUAUAAAAAACUAUACCAGGAAUCCUAAAUAUACUGUAUUGUAUGUAUGUAUUUAAGAAUAUUCAUUAAAGUGUGUUUUAA
Conger conger (European conger) is the source of this 2008-nucleotide messenger RNA. RefSeq names its product secretory calcium-binding phosphoprotein 1 (gene scpp1). The transcript is spliced from 10 exons. NCBI's taxonomy places the organism in Eukaryota, Metazoa, Chordata, Actinopteri, Anguilliformes, Congridae. Bases 89 to 952 code for a protein of 287 amino acids. The record is from RefSeq and is a predicted model, not a curated record.